AUACAGAUAACGAAUACCCAGAGUUUUGUUGUUUGAUUUUUGGUGGUUCUCUUCAUGGAAAUUCAAACUGGCUCUUUGAGUCAUUUUCACAAACGGUUCGAGUACAUAAAUGAGCUAAAAUGUGUUUUUGCCUGCAGGAAUUCAGCCAACAAUAGAGAAGAACCAAGGGUUUAUUCAUUUCACAGUGCAUUCUUUUUGCUUACUAUUCUUUUGAUUCUCUGUUCUCAUCUUGUUUCAGUGAAAGCUUCCAACGAGGUGAUUGCCGUCACACUUUCAGAUUAUUCGGCUCUCCAAGCGAUCAAGCAAGAGCUUGUCGAUUUCAGAGGAGUCUUGAGGACCUGGAAGGACAGAAAUGGAGUUUGUUCAGGUGGAUGGGUAGGGAUCAAGUGUGAUCAAGGUCAAGUCAUCGCCAUACAGCUUCCAUGGAAGAGAUUAGGUGGAAAGAUCUCAUCGAAGAUGGGGAAUCUUCAAUCGCUACGAAGAAUCAGCCUCCACGACAACCUACUUUCCGGUCCAAUUCCACAAUCUGUAUGGUUAUUACCUAAUCUAAGAGGUGUUUAUCUCUUCAACAACCUUCUUUCAGGUUCGAUCCCGCCAUCUAUUAGCCAAUGCCCAUCUUUGCAGAGCCUUGAUCUGAGCAACAAUCAGCUCAAUGGUGGCAUCCCUCACAUUCUCUCUAAUUCCAGUAAGAUUUAUAGAUUUAACCUUAGCCACAAUGCCUUUUCUGGUUUCAUACCACCAACUCUUGGCCUUUUGCCUUCACUCACAUUUCUAGCUCUAGAACACAACAAUCUCUCUGGUUCCAUUCCAAACACCUGGGGUCUGGGUAGAGUUGACAGUAAUCACACUUAUCAACUCAAAUCUUUGACUCUUGAUCAUAAUUUUCUCAUUGGAAGGAUUCCAACUUCUUUGAGCAAGAUGGGUAAUCUUGAAAAGAUUGAUCUUGGUCAUAAUCACAUUGAUGGCAUCAUACCCGACGAAUUUGCUACUCUCUCUAAGCUUCAAGUCUUGGAUUUGUCAAACAAUGGCAUCAACGGGAGCUUUCCUCCUUUUACUUCUAAUCUUUCAGUUCUGAUAUUGGAUAACAACAGAUUGACUGGCCCAAUUCCUGAUACAGUUGGGAAUCUUUCUUCUCUCACUCAACUCAGCUUAUCCCACAACAAUUUCAGUGAUGAAAUUCCUAAAACAGUUGCUGAUUUGAAGAAUCUUGUUUUUUUGAAUGUUUCCUAUAAUGCCCUUUCGGGGAGUGUUCCUUCCUCCCUUCUGAAGAAGUUCAAUUCAAGCUCCUUUGUCGGUAAUGUUCAGUUAUGUGGGUACAGCAUUUCCACUCCAUGCCCUUCUUCAUCCUCAUCUUCGCCUUCGCCUUCUCAAGUUCUUCCUUCACCAAACAAGAAACAAGAAAACCGAAAACUUAGUACCAAAGAUAUCAUCCUCAUAGCAGCCGGAGCCCUUUUGCUAGUCCUGCUUCUUUUGUGUUGUUUACUUCUCUGCUGCUUAAUCCGAAAGAAAUCAGCAAGAUCAAAGUCUAAGAAGGCCAAAACCGACAUUUCCAUGCCAAUACCAGCAACAGCAGCAGGGGCUGAAGUUGUUGAAUCAGGAGAAACUGGUGGGAAAUUGGUACAUUUUUCAGGCACUUCUGUGUUCACUGCUGAUGAUUUGUUAUGUGCAACUGCUGAAAUAAUGGGAAAGAGCACAUAUGGAACCUCAUAUAAGGCAACAUUAGAAGAUGGUAACAUGGUUGCAGUCAAAAGACUAAGAGAAAAAGUCACCAAGGCUCAGAAAGAGUUCGAAGCCGAAGUUUCUGAGCUGGGAAAGAUUCGACACCCAAACAUCUUGGCUCUUAGAGCCUAUUACUUGGGACCUAAAGGAGAGAAGCUUCUGGUGUUCGAUUACAUGCCUCAUGGCAGUCUUGCUUCCUUCCUCCAUGCCCGUGGCCCUGAAACCGUGAUAAAUUGGCCAACAAGAUUGAACAUAAUUGUGGGUAUAGCUAGAGGACUUGUUUUCCUUCAUACCCAAGAGAGCAUAGUCCAUGGGAACCUGACUUCAAGCAACGUGUUAUUAGACGAGCAGAAGAACCCUGCGAUUGCGGACGUGGGUCUAUCCAGGCUCAUGACAAAUGCAGCCAACACGAAUGUGGUUGCGACCGCAGGGACUUUAGGAUACAGAGCCCCAGAAUUCUCAAAGCUCAAGAAUGCAAACACAAAGACCGAUGUUUACAGCCUUGGUGUGAUCAUGUUGGAGCUGUUGACCGGAAAAUCGCCUAGCGAGGCGGCAGAUGGCCUGGACUUGCCGCAGUGGGUGGCGUCGAUUGUGAAGGAAGAGUGGACAAAUGAAGUUUUUGAUUUGGAACUUAUGGGGGAUCCGGCGAAUGUUGGAAGUGAUGAGCUGCUUAGUACUCUGAAACUGGCUAUGCAUUGUGUGGAUCCUUCACCGGAAGAAAGGCCGGAAGCUCUUCAAGUGGUCGAAAAACUCGAGGAAAUAAGGCCGGAGGUGGUAGCUGCUCAGACUUCUGAUAAUGCCGGCGGUGUGGCUGCAGCAGCUACAGAGGCUACCGGAGUUGCAUCAAAAAGCGACUAAAGGAUUUCUAUUGUGGAUUUAUAUGGUCAAAAACACUCAUUCUUUUGUAAUAUAUAUAGAUAGAUAUGAUUUAUUUGAUAAGCUUUAAAGUGUGUAGAUGUGUUUAUAGAGAUUGAAUUUGUUGAUUCUUUUGGUAAUA
This is a messenger RNA of Cynara cardunculus var. scolymus (artichoke), 2716 nucleotides long. RefSeq names its product probable leucine-rich repeat receptor-like protein kinase IMK3. The transcript has 2 exons. Lineage: Eukaryota; Viridiplantae; Streptophyta; Magnoliopsida; Asterales; Asteraceae. Gene Ontology annotation, biological process: protein phosphorylation. Gene Ontology annotation, molecular function: protein binding; ATP binding; protein kinase activity. The coding region runs from base 55 to 2577 and encodes 840 amino acids. The record is from RefSeq and is a predicted model, not a curated record.